Molecule: messenger RNA, 1009 nt
Organism: Tachysurus fulvidraco (yellow catfish)
Lineage: Eukaryota; Metazoa; Chordata; Actinopteri; Siluriformes; Bagridae
Gene: cplx4a
Product: complexin 4a
Exons: 3
Coding region: 164-643 (159 amino acids)
Biological process (GO): regulation of neurotransmitter secretion; neurotransmitter transport; synaptic vesicle exocytosis
Cellular component (GO): SNARE complex; terminal bouton
Molecular function (GO): syntaxin binding
Source: RefSeq, a predicted model, not a curated record
CUCUCUCUCUCUCUCUCUCUCCCCCUCUCUCUUCCUCUCUCUCUUUCACUCUCUCUGGCUCUCGUUCUUCUCCACUGUCCUCUUCACAAAUCCCCAAACUCUGCUGGAUUGAAGACCUUUCACUGUAAAUAAGAGGAGCUGAGACCCUCAGUCACAGAGGAAAAUGGCAUUUCUCAUUAAGAGCAUGGUGGGGAACCCGCUGAAAGGGAUGGGACUCGGAGGAGGAGAAGAGAAAUCUGAGGCUGAAACUCCGAAGGACCCGGCGGCGGCGGCUGGGAUGACCAGAGAGGAAUACGAGGAGUACCAGAAACAACUGGUGGAGGAGAAGAUGGAGCGAGACGCCGAUUUCCUGCACAGGAAGGCGGAGAGGGCGACGCUCAGGGUUUGUCUUCGUGAGAAAUACAGACUGCCAAAGAGCGAGCAGGACGAGAACAUGAUCCAGAUUGCCGGAGACGACGUGGACGUCCCAGAGGAGCUGCUGAAGAUGGUGGACGAGGAUGCGACGGAGGAAGAGGAGAAGGACUCCAUUCUGGGUCAGAUGCAGAACCUGCAGAACAUGGACAUGGAUCAGAUCAAGGAGAAAGCCUCGGCUACGUUCAACGAGAUGAAGAGCAAAGCCGAGGAGAAGUGCUGCGUUAUGUGACAUCCUGAUGAGACGUGACGUUCUGACGAGGAACCGUUGGUUCGGUUUAUGAACUUUAUCAUAAGCAGAUGAGCCGAGUCAGGAGUUAAAAAAAAUCUAUGAGCAGAAAUGACUUGUUUAUACCUGAUCUGUUAUUUUUAAAAAGAAAUGCCAUGUAAAUCAGUGUUGAGUCCACAGUCAUGUCAUUACUCAGUAUUUACAGCAUGGCUGUGUGAGAUGAUGUGUUAGAGUAACUGUGUUUAUGAGAUUAGGAGAUUACGAACACUUAUAAUGUGUCGCGGGGUCGGAUUUUAUGGAAAUAAUCAAAGGUCACAUUUAUAUUUAUAUUCAUCACAUUAUUGUGGUCCAUUUCUAGGUCCUGGUGAC